Cryptomeria japonica (Japanese cedar) is the source of this 3927-nucleotide messenger RNA. Its product is annotated as plasma membrane ATPase 3. The coding region runs from base 549 to 3419 and encodes 956 amino acids. Gene Ontology annotation, molecular function: ATP binding; P-type proton-exporting transporter activity; ATP hydrolysis activity. The record is from RefSeq and is a predicted model, not a curated record. Gene Ontology annotation, cellular component: plasma membrane. The transcript is spliced from 21 exons. Gene Ontology annotation, biological process: regulation of intracellular pH; proton export across plasma membrane. NCBI's taxonomy places the organism in Eukaryota, Viridiplantae, Streptophyta, Pinopsida, Cupressales, Cupressaceae.
CAGAUUGUUUGAUCACAAUUCUUUUUCUCUGAAUACCCUGCAUCAGAUACCCAUGAUUAUAAAAAUUCAGAGCAUCAUAUACUUCCCAAACAAAAAUGCCCAAAUGGGGGGAUGCAACUGACUAGGAAGUAGGAAAUGGUUACCAGUAACAGAUAGGUUGGGGUGUUCGGUGUGAGAUAGGAAGCGGGGCCCAGUGAAGCUGACAAGAUUGAAGAAAAAAUCUUUUCUCCUUUGCCGUACAAAAUUCAUGGUUUUAUUACUUUGCAGUAUCCUUUCUCAUCUUCUUUCUGUUCGCUGAUAGUAAUGUAUGUCCAGUCUCUAAAGCAACCAAUCGAGUAUUUUGCCUCUGGUUAAAAACAAAAAGUUGCCCAGCCAUAAAAAAUGAGUUAGGACACCUGUAAGCUUUUUUCUAAUAAUAAUAGUAUUACUUGGAGGUGCUGUUGUUCAUAAUUCACCAAAUUCCAUGUUACUUCAGUCCAAAGUAGUAGAUCCGAGAAAAAAGGUGUGGGAUGAUUGAGCUUGUGUGGUGGUAAAACACAGAAGUAGCAAUGGGGGACAAGGCAGGCACUUUGGAGGCCAUCAACAAAGAAGCUGUAGAUUUGGAAAACAUUCCCAUCGAGGAAGUAUUCGAGAAUCUAAGAUGCAGCAAGGAGGGUUUGAGCAGCGAAGCUGCUCAGGAGAGGCUUACUAUAUUUGGCUACAACAAGCUAGAAGAGAAAAAGGAAAGCAAAUUCCUAAAGUUCUUGGGGUUUAUGUGGAACCCUUUAUCAUGGGUCAUGGAAGCAGCGGCCAUCAUGGCUAUUGCCUUGGCAAAUGGAGGAGGCAAGCCUCCUGACUGGCAGGAUUUUGUAGGUAUAAUAACAUUGCUUGUUGUUAACUCCACAAUAAGUUUCAUUGAAGAAAACAAUGCAGGCAAUGCUGCUGCAGCACUGAUGGCUCGGUUGGCUCCUAAGGCCAAAGUCCUCAGAGAUGGACAGUGGCGUGAAGAGGAUGCAGCCAUACUUGUUCCUGGUGACAUAAUUAGCAUUAAACUUGGAGACAUUGUUCCUGCAGAUGCUCGUCUUCUGGAGGGAGACCCGUUAAAAAUUGACCAGUCUGCCCUUACUGGCGAGUCUUUGCCCGUAACCAAGGGUCCUGGUGAUGGAGUUUAUUCUGGAUCCACUUGCAAGCAAGGCGAAAUUGAAGCUGUUGUCAUCGCCACAGGAGUUCAUACCUUUUUUGGAAAAGCAGCCCAUCUCGUGGACUCUACAAACCAAGUCGGUCAUUUCCAAAAGGUUCUGACAGCAAUUGGGAAUUUUUGCAUCUGCUCAAUUGCCAUUGGCAUGAUAGUUGAGAUUAUUGUCAUGUACCCUAUUCAAGAUCGCAAAUAUCGUCCUGGAAUUGACAAUCUUCUGGUACUCCUAAUUGGUGGGAUUCCAAUAGCAAUGCCCACAGUUCUUUCUGUGACAAUGGCUAUUGGAUCUCAUCGGCUAUCUCAACAGGGUGCAAUUACAAAACGGAUGACAGCUAUUGAAGAAAUGGCUGGAAUGGAUGUGCUCUGCAGUGACAAGACUGGAACAUUAACUCUGAACAAGCUUACUGUGGAUAAAAACCUUAUUGAGGUGUUUGCCAAAGGAGUUGACAAGGAUACAGUUGUCUUGAUGGCUGCAAGAGCAUCCAGAACAGAAAACCAAGAUGCCAUUGAUGCUGCAAUUGUUGGGAUGCUUGCCGACCCCAAGGAGGCUCGGGCAGGCAUUCAAGAAGUUCAUUUCCUUCCCUUUAAUCCGACUGACAAGAGGACUGCUCUUACUUAUAUUGAUGCUGAUGGAAAAAUGCAUCGUGUCAGUAAAGGUGCACCAGAGCAGAUUCUCAACCUUGCACAUAAUAAGUCAGAUAUUGAGCGCCGUGUUCAUACAGUUAUUGACAAGUUUGCUGAACGUGGACUUCGAUCUCUUGCAGUUGCCUAUCAGGAAGUUCCAGAGGGCAAGAAGGAUAGUCCUGGAGGGCCCUGGCAGUUUAUUGGACUGAUGCCUCUUUUUGAUCCUCCCCGUCAUGACAGUGCUGAAACUAUUCGAAGGGCUCUUAAUCUUGGUGUGAAUGUGAAAAUGAUUACAGGUGAUCAAUUAGCUAUUGGCAAAGAGACAGGCCGGCGGCUGGGUAUGGGUACAAACAUGUAUCCAUCAUCAUCAUUGCUGGGGCAGGCUAAGGAUCAAUCAAUUGCAGCUUUACCAGUUGACGAUUUAAUAGAAAAGGCUGAUGGCUUUGCUGGUGUUUUCCCAGAGCAUAAGUAUGAAAUUGUGAAGCGAUUGCAGGCCCGGAAGCAUAUAUGUGGAAUGACUGGGGAUGGUGUUAAUGAUGCACCUGCAUUAAAAAGGGCAGAUAUAGGAAUUGCUGUUGCAGAUGCAACUGAUGCAGCAAGAAGUGCUUCUGACAUAGUUCUUACAGAGCCAGGUCUCAGUGUUAUCAUCAGUGCAGUGUUGACAAGUCGUGCAAUCUUUCAGAGAAUGAAGAAUUAUACUAUAUAUGCAGUGUCGAUCACAAUACGUAUUGUGUUGGGCUUUAUGCUUUUGGCUUUAAUCUGGAGGUUUGACUUCCCGCCAUUUAUGGUACUUGUAAUUGCUAUAUUGAAUGAUGGUACUAUAAUGACUAUUUCCAAAGAUAGGGUUAAACCAUCACCUCUACCAGACAGCUGGAAGCUUUCAGAGAUUUUUGCAACUGGGGUUAUCAUUGGCAGUUACCUUGCAUUGAUGACCGUAAUAUUUUUCUGGGCUGCUUACAAGACAGAUUUCUUUCCGCGAACAUUUGGUGUUGAAAGUCUUCAUAAAAAAGAUCAAGAAGACACAAAAAAACUGAGUGCAGCAGUUUACCUGCAAGUUAGUACAAUCAGUCAGGCGCUUAUAUUUGUGACUCGUUCUCGAAGCUGGUCUUUUGUAGAGCGGCCUGGUCUCUUGCUUGUAUUUGCAUUUUGUGUUGCUCAAUUGAUUGCAACCAUAAUUGCAGUUUAUGCAAACUGGGGAUUUGCUGCAAUAAAAGGCAUGGGCUGGGGUUGGGCUGGUGUUGUGUGGCUUUACAAUAUAAUCUUUUACUUUCCCCUUGAUAUCAUAAAAUUCUUUAUACGAUACGCAUUGAGUGGGAAGGCCUGGGAUCUUGUUAUUGAACAAAGGACUGCAUUUACGAGGCAAAAGGACUUUGGUAAAGAGGCACGAGAGCUUAAAUGGGCACAUGCUCAGAGGACAUUGCAUGGUUUGCAUCCUCCAGAUACAAAAAUGUUCAGUGAGAGAAGCAACUUUACUGAUCUUAAUCAAAUGGCUGAGGAGGCUAAAAGACGUGCCGAGAUUGCAAGGCUGAGAGAGCUACAUACUUUGAAAGGACAUGUAGAAUCCGUUGUGAGGCUUAAGGGCUUGGAUAUAGAUACAAUUCAGCAGGCAUAUACUGUUUGAAUUGAUGUAUCUUCUUACUAUCAGCUUGCUAUGGCGAUUCAGACACAAUUCUAUCUUUCAACACUUAUUGUAAUGUGAUUAAAAUAUUGGUGUUAUACACUAGUUAGUGAUGUUUCUUGUUAAGAGUUGAAAGGCUGUUAAUUUAACCGUUGGCAAAAGACCCUAAGGUUUUACCAUUUCUAGAGACAUUGAAUAGCACCAUUUGACUGAACUGUCAGACUUUCAAAAUUCAGAUAGGUUUUGUAGAUGUAGAAAAUCAGACUUCUAGUAUUGUUGGUUUUUAGUGUGGUUAUAGCUGUUUUAUUGAAACAAAGUUGGUUCAAGGAAAUUCAAGUUCUUUAUCUCGAUUUACCUUGAAAAUUUUGGUCUAAGGUGUUAUGUAUGUCCUCGUUCACAGCUCAGGUAUUGUUGUGAACUUGUGAUGUUUUCAAUAGUCCUCUCUCUGUAACUUUGGCCUUGGUCCCAAAAUUUAUUGAUCUUCUUAUUCAAAGGGAAAUAUCCCACCUCA